Messenger RNA from Ananas comosus (pineapple), 3373 nucleotides. RefSeq lists its product as uncharacterized. Gene Ontology annotation, cellular component: nucleus; chromatin. Bases 281 to 2941 code for a protein of 886 amino acids. Gene Ontology annotation, biological process: mitotic sister chromatid cohesion; DNA repair. The transcript is spliced from 14 exons. Lineage: Eukaryota; Viridiplantae; Streptophyta; Magnoliopsida; Poales; Bromeliaceae. The record is from RefSeq and is a predicted model, not a curated record.
AACGUUGCGAAUCCAAAAAGCGAAAGAGAAAAAAAAAAAAAAGGGGGAAAAAAAGGUCGGAGAAGGUAAAUAACGGCGAGCUCCUCUCGAAACCCUAGCUGCGAAAUCCAUCGGAGCCCUAAAUCCGUGGACGUUUUGCGGUUUUCUCUUCCGUAGAUUCGCUCGAUCGCGUCCUCCGAUCGGUGGAUUCGCGUUCGGAUCCGGAUUUCUAGGGUUUUUCUAGGGUUUCGAUCAGUUUGGUGGUGGCGGAGGAAGGGGAUCUGUGAUCUCCGGAGGGGAGAUGGCGAGCGCGGAUAAGGGACUCGAGGAUCGGCUCCGUAAAAUCGGCGAUCGUCUCCGCUCGCCGGCGACUUCUGUCGAAGAGCUCCUCCCUCUUCUCGAUCGAGCAGAAAGAUUGUUAUUGAAGGUGGAACAAUCACCGUCUCAAUCGAUGAUAAAUGCAAUUCGUCCUGCAAUGAAUGCCCUAGUUGCCGAAGAGCUUUUGAGACAUCCUAAUGCAGAUGUAAGAGUUUCUGUGGCCUCAUGUGCAAGUGAAAUCACGAGAAUAACGGCACCAGAUGCUCCUUAUGAUGAUGAUUUAAUGAAGAUGGUGUUUCAGAGAAUAGUGGAAGCAUUUGAAAAGUUGGAUGAUAUGUCCAGUUCCUUAUAUUUGAAGAGGGUUUCAAUUCUUGAAACUGUGGCAAAGGUUCGAUCGUGCGUUGUGAUGUUGGAUCUAGAAUGUGAUGACCUAAUUCUACAUAUGUUUCGUCAUUUCCUGAAUUCCAUAAGGUCGAACCAUCCAGAAAAUGUCUUCUCAUCAAUGGAGACUAUAAUGACACUUGUGAUUGAGGAGAGUGAAGAUAUCUCAGCAGAACUUGUCUCUUGCCUUCUUGAGAGUCUAAAAAAGGAGAGCAAAGAAAUCAAUCCUACAGCAUUCAGACUUGCAGAGAAAGUCGUUCGUAACUGUGGUGUAAAACUGAAUCCGGCUUUGAUAAAAUUAGUCCAAAACACUCCCUUAAGUAAUUAUAGCAAGGUUGUUGGCUCUCUACGCCAAGAGAAUUCUGAUGCUACGGACCGCACCGAUGUAAAUGAUUCUGGGAAGAAUGCGAGUCUUUCUCCACCACGGGAAAACACCAUUGCAGAUGAUAAUAAGCUAUCUGAGAGGGCUGUUUCUGAUGAGCUACCUCAGGUCUCUUCACAGUUGGAUCAAGUAGGUUGUCCUCAAGAAUCUGAUACCCUUGCAAACGAGUCAUCGCAAUCAAAGAUGACCAAUGGUACUGUUCCAAUAGGUAAUGGUGAAUCUGUGGUGGAACCAACUUCACCUCAACAGAAGCCUGAACAAUCUCGUCGUGGUGUUGAGUCAAAAGGUACUGUUCCAGAAACUACAGAUGAUUCCAACAAUGUCGAGUCAGCUGUGGCGAAGCCUGAUAGUUUAUCAGAUCUGAACGCCAAGAAAAUGGGAGGCCGCAGUUCUAAUUUGUCUACUCAAUUAACUGAGACGAGUGAUGGUUCUAGGACUGAUAACGAGAAAGAAACACCACUAGUACCCGGCAGUAGAGAAGACCAUGGAAGAGAAGCUGAUAGUGCACAAGUUGAUGGUCCAUCCGAUAAAGAAGCAGAGUCACCCAUGCCAUUGGAUACUGACAAUAAAGAUCAUCUUCAACUUCCUUCAAGUGCUAAUGAUGGAACUGUUUAUUCAGAUCCACCAAAAAGAGACGGAUCUUCUGGGUCAGACAUAUCUGACAAGAAAGGUGGAGGUGACUUGUCGUCUGACCAGCUUACGUCUUCUUCUGAAGGUCCAGAUUCUAAGAAGGCUUCAGAAGAUUUGAGCGACUCAGAAGAGAAGCCCUUGAGACACUCGGGUAAGAAGGGAAGCAAAAAGGUUGGUGAAAUAUUGGCUGGUAGUGCAGUCUAUUCAGAGCCAAAAACUCGGACUCGUAGAGAUAAAGUCGGUUCCACGGUCAAGGAUGGUGUCACAGAAUCAUCACGUAGACAACCAAAGUCUAAUAAUAAGCAGCCGAAGGAAACAAGUGAAUCUGAAGAUGCAGCUGGAGAGCUCAGUUUGAAGAAAGCUGGUUCUGGCAGUCUGAGAAAUCGAAGUGGAUCAAAGAGGAACCAUGGUCGAGGGACAGAAAAGAUCUCUACAUCGAAACAAAGAAAAGAUCUUGAUGAGAGUCUUGUUAACUCCAUGAUUAAAGUAUGGUGGCCGGCUGAUAAAGCGUUCUAUGAUGGUGUGGUUCAUUCAUAUAAUCCCUCUUCUAAGAAGCAUACGAUUGUCUAUAAUGAUGGUGAUGUAGAGAUAUUACGGCUUAAGGAAGAAAGAUGGGAACUUAUUGAAGGCAACACAGAAGCAGAUGAGCAGGGAGGAUCGGAGGAUCUUCCAAGACCUGAUGCUUCAUCGGAAAUGCCGCCAAGUAAAAAAGCUAAAACAAGUUCCAGUCGUGCACCAAAAAAAGCAAAGACGCAGACACCGAGCAGCAAUGAGUUCAGCAGCAUGCGUACAGGAGUUAUUCCGAAACGUAAAAGCAGGUCGAAGGCUGUCAGUGAGGAUAAAGAAGAGACUCCUAAAGGUGACGAGAGGUCUAAGGAUGAGACACCGCGACGCACGCGCAAGUCUAAGGAUGAUAGCUCCAAUCACUCCGCCAAGUCGAAUGAUGAUGUCUCAAGAACUCGCAGCCGUGCAAAGGGCAUUGCCCUUCAAUCCGGCGGAAGGUCGCAGGAUGAAACCCAAAAGAAGACGAACAAAUCAAAGGAUGAUGUAGCCAGUUCCAGCAAAGAUGCAGCUAAAGGUAAAUCCAGCGCCGAAACUCCAACCCUUCGACAGAAAUCAAAGGGUGUUCCGAAUGGCUCCUCCGGGAAAGGCAAGCUCCGGGCCCAAAAGAGAGCGAGUACUGGAAAAGUAGAGUCACAGGUAAUUGGGGCUUCGACAGGAAAGAAGAGGCGGAGGAAGAGCCAAAGCUGAUUGGGCACUUCGACGCAUGCUUUGCCCAUCCCCUUUUUUUUUUUCUCUUUUUUCUUUUUUCCUUUUUUCCUCUCAGGUAAAUACAUGCUGUUUACAGUUUCUUGGGGUAUUGUGGAUAGGCAAUUCUUCAGUGUUUUGCUUUGCUUCUCGCCCGAAAUCGCCUAUCUGGUCGCCCAGGUGCUGCUAGUCAUGUUGACGAUUUAACUGACACUGUAGAUGCUUUGGGUAGGGGGGUAGGGGUUGUAAUGUUUAGCAUUACCUGUUUCCUUUGGCCUUUGGCAUGUGUUGUUAUGCAAGACCUCUGGUAGCUGGGUUUAUGUUUACCGUAAGUUAUUUUAGUCGGUAACGUAGUUAGGCUACAGGCUGUUUCGAGAAAUAUGAAAUUUUGUAGCACUUGUCUGCGUGAAAAAAAAAAGGAAGUAUUUCGGUUUA